AUGGCGAGCUCUUCGCCCGCGGACGUGCACGUGCUGCUCGUGGACGACGACAGGGUGUGUCGUACCCUCGUCGCGGGCAUGCUCAAGAAGUGCAACUACCAGGUCACCACGGCGAGCAGCGGCGAGGAGGCGAUGGCCCUCCUGGAGCGCGGCACCCAGUUCAACCUCCUCCUCACCGACGUCAUGAUGCCCGACGUCGACGGCCCGACGCUCUUGCACUACGUUCGCAACAACCCCUUCUACCAGGAGAUGCCGGUGGUGAUGAUGUCCUCGAACGAGCACGCGGACACCGUCAUGAACUGCAUACGGCUCGGCGCCGAGGAUUACCUCCUCAAGCCCGUCACCAAGAAGGCGGUCAAGCACAUGUGGGCGCACGUCUGGCGACGCAAGCAGAGGUACCAGAUGGUGCCCCAGUUUGAGAAUGGCCACGAGGUCGUGGAGGACGACUACGCCGCGGGCAUCGGCGCGCACGAGCUCGAGGACGGGCACCACAGGGGGUUCGAGGACCACAUGGAGCCGCAGGUGCCCGAGAACGAGGAGUACUCCUCGGACGGGGAGGAGAUGGACGGCGAUAGAGCGGCUGCCGCGGGCACAGCCGGCGGCGAGUACUACGAGCGCAUCGCCGACGACGACGAGGCGUGGGCGCAGGCGCGUCGCCGCGCCGCCGCGCAGUACAUGGACGACGCCGGGAUGGACACCGACGGCGGCGGCGGGUGCCCGUUCGGCGGAGGCGGCGGCGGCGGCGGCGGGAGGGGGGGGGUCAAGGGACCCACGGCGAAGCGGGUCGGCUUUCAGCUCACCCCCGACGGCGCGUGUCCGUUUAGCGGUAAAAAGAUGGAAAAUGUGGACGAGGGGGACGAGGCGCACGCGCGGCGGGAGGAGGCUGAGCGCGCGGCGAGGGCCAGCACCGAUCCGAUGGUGGUGACGUGCCCGGUGACCGGGGCGAAGCGAAGGCUGGCGUCGGUGCCCCCCAUUCAGGGCUUCGAGCACGGGCACCACAUGACGUUGAGGCAGUGGCUCGACGACCAGAACGCGAGGGGACAGAUCGUGGACAAGCGCGAUUCCCUGCACGUCAUCGGGAAAUGCGCGGCGCUGCUGGCGAGGCAGCACGAGGGCGGCAUGGUGCUCGGGCACAUGCUGCCGAGCAGGCUGGUGAUCUCGCCGCAAGGGGACGUGUCGCUGGCCCCUCCUACGCCCCCCUUGUCGCCCGAGAGAGCGGCUCGAGGGAACGGCGGCGAGGGGGUUGGCGUCGACGAGGGGGUGAGCGGCGGCGAGGGGAUGAGCGCGGGAAAAGGUGGCAGGCGCGCCACGCGCGCGGCCACCAUGCGCAAUCGCAGGGCGUCCAGAGAGUACGACGAGGACGGCUCCGAGGACGGCUCCGAGACGAUCGAAGCCGACGACGAGGACAGCGACGACGACGACGACGACGAGGCCGACGCGGACGACGAGAUCAAACCCGGGCGUCCGUCCCGGGCGUCCCCUCCGGUCUGCCCCAACGAGUUUCUGUACGAUUCCCCGGAGAUGCGCCUGGCGUCUGGCGACCCCCGCGCGGUGGACAUCCGGCGUCACGAGUGCUUCGGGCUCGGCGUGCUCAUGGUGGAGCUGUGCUGGCCGGAGGUGGCUGCCGGCGCGAUGGGCGACGUCGCGAAGCUCCUCGGCGCGACGCUGCGUCCCGACGGCGUCGGCGCCGCGGCGCUGGACGCGGAUCCGAACGAAUCCGCCGUGGCCAGGCAGCUCCUGCAACCCGUCCCGACCAACAGGCCGAGCGCCAAGCAGGUCACCGAGCUCAUCAAGCGCGCCGCGGAGAUCGCGGAGGCGGAGGCGGACGCCAAGGAGAACGCGGACGUCCUGCACAGGGAGAACGGAUGGCCGACGCGACGCGAGAUGGGACUCGCGACGGAGCGGCGUCUCACCGAGCUCGCCACUCUGCGAACGUUUUUGAUCGCGCACAAGGAGGCGAGGCUGCGGGAGGUUCAGGGGCACAAGGUGCGGUCCGCGCUGCUGGCGCACGCGCUGCGCCAGCUCGGCGAGCAGACGGAGGUUGGAGCGGACGACGGCAUCGGGCAGCGGGGCGGGUCCGCCGGCAACCUGCGGCAAACGAGUUUCGGCAACCUGCGGCAAACGAGUUUCAACCGCGGGCAGAGCCCGCUUCGACGGCCCAGCUUCGACGGCUCUCAACCGAUCCGCCGCGGAGCGUCGCUGGACAUACCCCGGCAGCAGAGCUUCAACCGCGGUCACGCCCAGCAGACGCCGGCGCCGGUCGGGGGGGUCCCCGACCACCUGUCCAAGCUGCAACCGAUGAAGAAACGGCGGCAAUCGCUGGACGUGACGGAGAUUUCCCAGGGUCAGGUUGGCGAUCAGCCCGGCACGCGCGGGGUCGUCCGGCAUCCUUCCUUCACCAGCGAGGGCGCCGCCCCGUCCCCGCGCACCAGCGUCGACGGGCGUCCGAGCGUCGACUCCCAGCGCCGGUCCAUCGAGCGCAAGAGAUCGUUCGACGGCAGGGGCGUCGCCGGGGCGGGGUCGCCCCGAGCCGCGGCGGCUGCCAACCCGGGUCCCUUCGCCGUGCGCCGCGACAGCUCCCGCACCAGCAUGGACACCGCCGGAUCCAACGACAGCGACAGACAACGGCGCCCCAGCCUGCGCAGCGCGUCUUUCAACCGCAGUUUCAACCGCAGUUUCAGCACCGGGGACCUCGUCAGGCUGGGUGGCGGUUUGCGCCCCGACGCCGCCGCCGCGGUUGCCAAGUCGCACCGAGUCGCCAAGGAGCUCGACGAGGCCGAGUUCGAGGCGCUCGAGGAGAACUUCUUCGACGCCUGCGCCCGGGCCAUCGCGCCCAUCGCGAGGAACUACACGAAGGCCCAGGCCGCCAUCGCGAACGCGGUCGGAUCGUCCGGCGAGGGGUCACCCAACGCCGGGUCACCCGAGAGGGGAGUGCCCGAGAGUGGAGAGCCCGAGGAGGGAGAGCCCGCGCCGCCGUCCGAAAAGGAUGCGCAACGCGCGCUCGUCGAGAAGCGUCGCCAGGGCGCGAUCGCCGAGACCGCGGCCGCGGCGUCGCAGGCGCUCGGCCAGGCGCUCCACGCCUUUGGCCAGGACCUCUCGCAGGCGACGCGCAAGACGACGCUGCGAACGAUAGCCGACGUGUCUUUGGGGGACGUGCACUCGUUCGGGGAGAUGAUCUGCUGCACGGGCUGGGACAGGGACGCGGAGUACAUCGCCACCGCGGGCAUCUCCAAGCGCCUGCGAAUCUUCGAGGUGGACCCGCUGAUCAACAGCGGCGCCGCCGUGCACUGCCCGGUGGCGGAGAUGAAGGCGAGCGCGAAGCUCUCGUCGAUGACUUGGAAUCCGUACAUCAAGCACACGGUCGCGACGGCGGAUUACGAGGGGGUGGUGAGUUUGUGGGACGUGAACCGAGGCGAGGUUGGGAGCGCGUUUCACGAGCACAAGAAGCGGGUGUGGAGCACGAGCUGGUCCAAGCUCGAUCCCACGAGACUCGUCUCCGGAAGCGACGACGGCACCUGCCGUGUGUGGUCCAUCAACCAGAGGGAGUCCACCGCGGUUAUUCAAAACCGCGCCAACAUCUGCUGCGUGCACUUCUCCCCCGUCAGCGCCAACGUCGUGGCGUUCGGGUCCGCGGACUACAGCAUCAAGGCGUACGAUCUGCGUCACACGCUGCGCCCGCUGGUGUCCUUGACGGGUCACAAGAAGGCGGUUUCGUACGUGAGGUGGCUCGACGGCGAUUUGAUAGCCUCGGCGUCGACGGAUAACACGCUCAAGCUCUGGGACGUCAAGAGGGGCAUCCUGGGCGCCAUGGCGGGACCCACGCAGCUCGCGGUGAGCGACCCGUCGUCCACGCUGUGGGCCGGGGACAAGAGCGGGGACGGUAACCCGGCGUGCCUGCGAACCUUUCGCGGGCACGUCAACCGCAAGAAUUUCGUCGGCAUGUCCGCCUCGUCAGCGGGUCACAUCGCGGUGGGUUCGGAGGACAACACCGUCUGCGUGUACGCCAAGGCGGUGCCCGCGCCGAUCGCGAGGCAUUCGCUCGCGGUGACGGCGGCGUUCUCCAACCACGGCGCGGGGGCGGGCGGCGCUCAGUCGACGACGGCGACGGCGGGGGGGGGCGGCGGCGACGGCGACAAGCCGGGUCUCUUCGUGAGCUCGGUGACGUGGUCGCCGAGCGGGCGCAUGCUCGUGGCGGCCAACUCGUGCGGCGCGGUGAAGAUCAUGGAGUUGACCGCGCCGCCGUGA
Molecule: messenger RNA, 4245 nt
Organism: Micromonas commoda
Lineage: Eukaryota; Viridiplantae; Chlorophyta; Mamiellophyceae; Mamiellales; Mamiellaceae
Product: response regulator receiver/WD40 domain fusion protein
Exons: 2
Coding region: 1-4245 (1414 amino acids)
Biological process (GO): photomorphogenesis; phosphorelay signal transduction system
Molecular function (GO): protein binding
Source: RefSeq, a predicted model, not a curated record